Messenger RNA from Miniopterus natalensis, 1151 nucleotides. The record is from RefSeq and is a predicted model, not a curated record. NCBI's taxonomy places the organism in Eukaryota, Metazoa, Chordata, Mammalia, Chiroptera, Miniopteridae.
AUGAAUACUGUGCAUUCUCCCCCAACACAUGGCUCUAGUGGAACCAUGGAUCUGUUUGGAGACAUAGAUGACAUUUCUUCAGAGAGUGAUGAGGACAGUCCACUGCCUAUCCCAGGACAGCCUGUUGGUGCACGUGGACUGCCUCGGGCCCAGCGGGAGGAGGAGCCGCUUUCUGAUGCCAGAAUAGAAAUAGAAACUCCCAAUUUCAGAUCUGAUUUAGGAAAUGAAUUGUACUUUGUGAAGCUACCCAAAUUUCUCAGCAUAGAACCCAAACCUUUUGAUCCUCAGUACUAUGAAGAUGAAUUUGCAGAUGAGAAAGUGCUUGAUGAAGAAGAUAGAACCAGGUUAAAAUUAAAGGUAGAAAAUACUAUACGGUGGAGGGCACGCCGGGACAAAGAAGGAAAGGAAGUUAAAGAAAGCAACGCUCGGAUGGUGAAGUGGUCAGAUGGAAGCAUGUCCCUGCAUUUAGGCAGCGAAGUGUUUGAUGUCUACAAAGCCCCCCUGCAGGGCAACCACAGCCACCUGUUUGUUAGAGAGGACACUGGUCUGCAGGGACAAGCCAUCUUUAAAUCCAAGCUCACCUUCAGACCUCACUCUACAGACUAUGCCACACAUAAAAAGAUGACCCUGCCACUUGCUGACAGAUGCUCAAGGACACAGAAGAUUAGGAUCUUACCCAUAGCUGGUCGUGAUCCUGAAUGCCAGCGCUCGGAGAAGAUCAAGAAAGAAGAACAACGUUUGAGGGCUUCUACUCGCCAGGGGACAAUCUGUCUUCGGGAGAAGCGGAACCGGCAGGGGCCGAGUGUCCCCUACCCGGUGUCCAGUAGCGACAGCGAGGAGGAGGAAGAGGAACAGGCCAGAAUCUAUCUGUCAGACAGCGAUGAAGGAUCAGAAGAAGUCAAGUCUCAAGGAUCACCGAGACCAAAGCCACUCAGCAGUGAUGAGGUGGUCCCUCCAGAAACAGGAAAGCAGGAGGUGAAGAGAAAGCGGAUGACAGACUCAUAAAACGUGCACUCACUGCCUGUAUUGUUUUCAAGUUUGUUUUAAAACAAUAAUGAAAUGCCUUGUUUUAAGCAAUGAAUUGAGUUGUUUUUGCAUAACCCCAGUUGUGAAUAAAAAUGUUCAGAAGUGCCCGGCCAGUGUGGCCUAGU